Molecule: messenger RNA, 978 nt
Organism: Closterium sp. Naga37s-1
Lineage: Eukaryota; Viridiplantae; Streptophyta; Zygnematophyceae; Desmidiales; Closteriaceae
Source: the annotation of a GenBank genome assembly
AUGCUCAUUCAUUCAUCCUUUCCUCCCUUUUGUCCCCAUUCAUUCCUACCAUUCAUCCCCACAUUCCCCAUUCACUCCUCUCCUUCCUCCCCUCAGUCCCUAUUCAUUCCUCCCCUUCCUCCCCGAAUUCCCCAUUCAUUCUUGGUGUUUUCCCCUCAUCAUCCCGCCCUGCACCUCAUUCUCUCUCCCCCUCCCCCCUCAUUCUCCCUCCCUGCAUUUCAUUCUCGGUGUUUGCCCCUCAUCAUCCCUCCCUGCACCUCAUCCUCUCUCCCCCACCCGUCAUUCUCUCCCCUUGCCUUUCAUUCUCGGUGUUUGCCCCUCGUCAUCCCUCCCUGCACCUCAUUCUCUCUCCCCCACCCCUCAUUCUCCCUCCCUGCAUUUCAUUCUCGGUGCUCCCCUCAUCAUCCCUCCCUGCACCUCAUUCUCUCUUCCCCAUCCCAUACUCUCUCUCCCUGCCUUUCAUUCUUGGUGUUUGACCCUCAUCAUCCCUCCCUGUACCUCAUUCUCUCUCCCCCACCCCAUAUUCGCUCUCCCUUCCUUUCAUUCUCGGUAUUUGCCCCUCAUCAUCCCUCCCUGCACCUCAUUUUCUCUCCCCCACCCCUCAUUCUCCCUCCCUGCAUUUCAUUCUCGGUAUUUUCCCCUCAUCAUCCCUCCCUGCACCUCAUUCUCUCUUCCCCGCCCCAUAUUCUCUCUCCCUGUAUUUCAUUCUCGGUGUUUGCCCCUCAUUAUCCCUCCCUGCACCUCAUUCUCUCUCCCCCACCCCUCAAUCUCCCUCCGUGCAUUUCAUUCUCGGUGUUUGCCCCUCAUCAUCCCUCCCUGCUCCUCAUUCUCUCUCCCCCACCCCUCAUUCUCGCUCCCUUCUUUUUAUUCUCGUGUUUGCCCCUCAUCAUCUCUGCACCUCAUUCUCUCUCCCCCACCCCACAUUCUCCCUCCCUGUACCUCAUUCGCCCUACUUUGCCCCUCACACCCAGGCCAUGA